UAUAACAGAAGACGCCUCUGAAGCCCUCCAUCCCUCGGCAAGAGAUAACACUGUGCAGUGCUGUUCAAGAGAAGUUCCAGGAAUAACUGAAACCCAUUGCCAGAAUCCCCUCAGCCUGGUAACUGCAAGCAUUGGGCAGUAGUGGGCCCUUCAAGAGCUAGGGGGCUGAUGUAUGUUGGCACCUCAAGAAGGGAAGAACUGCGUGGGGUGCUGUGAACCGCUGCUUCUUUCUGGAGACACUUUCUCAGUCUCCCCGCCCUACUGGUUUCUUCUUCUCCCUUCUCCCGGGGUACUGCAGAGCAGACUGCCACCAUGAAGUAUUACUACCCAGCAUCGCAGUCGCUGCCCAGGUACAGGAGGUAUAGAAGCCUGAGGACUGUGCGUUUCCCCAACGACGUUGUCUUCCAGGACCACAUUCGGCAGGGUGACCUGGAGCAGGUGGGACGUUUCAUCCGCGCUAGGAAAGUCACCUUGGACACUAUCUAUCCUUCUGGUAUGGCUGCGCUCCAUGAAGCUGUGCUUUCUGGGAAUCUUGACUGCGUCAAGCUCUUGGUUAAAUAUGGUGCCGACAUCCAUCAAAAAGAUGAAGAUGGCUGGACACCCUUGCACAUAGCUUGCAGUGAUGGGCAUACUGACAUUGCAAGGUACCUAAUCUCUCUUGGAGCUGAGUUGGAUGCCACCAAUGAUGAAGGGGAGAAGCCAUCUGACCUUAUUGAUCCUGAGUACAAGGACCUUGUGGAGCUUUUCAAAGCAACCCGAAUGGACUGAGUUUGUACCCUUCAGCUCUUUCCCAUGUGGAGUCCAGUUUCCAUGGCAAGCAGGAACAUCUGUUGCAUGCUGGAAGGAGGCUAGCAAAAAUGACAUUAGCUCUUACUAGAUUGGCAAGGGAAUGUAUGGCCUCCUAAAGAGACCGCGGUCUGGCUGUAGUGUGUGUGUGUGUGUGUGUGUGUGUGUGUGUGUGUGUGGCUUAGGGGUUUCUCAGAGAGCUAUGCUUGAGAUAGCCCCUUCAAAGAGAAGUGCCACCUGCCAUUGCCCAGUACCUGCUGGAGGCAGGCUUUAGCUAAAAUGGGUAUAAUGGCUGGGACAUACCAGCCUUCAUGGCACUGUUUUACAGGAGGUUCACACAGGUUGUGAUGAGCUGGACUGGACUGGGUACUAAUCUGUGCAAGCAUACAUCUUCCAGUACCCAUCUGGCAAUGACUGUGAUCUUGAAUAAUGCAAUUUCAGCAAUGUUAAAGCUAUUUUCCUGAAGAAACUCCAAGAAGAAUCCUUAUACAAUAAUGCAAAAGAGAAAAUGGCCUCAAACCCAAGCUGGCAUCCCAAUGCUGUAAAUAUGGACUAUCCCAAUGAUGUUGUAUACAAAGUCUUAUUUUCAAUGUUUGCUCACCCCAGAUUUGCUUUUCUACUGUAUUUUCUAUGUGAUUCUGGUACAGCCUUUUAUUUUUUCAAUAAAGUCAUUCCCAAACUC
This is a messenger RNA of Hemicordylus capensis (graceful crag lizard), 1468 nucleotides long. It is a transcript of the gene PPP1R27, whose product is annotated as protein phosphatase 1 regulatory subunit 27. The transcript has 3 exons. Gene Ontology annotation, molecular function: phosphatase binding. NCBI's taxonomy places the organism in Eukaryota, Metazoa, Chordata, Lepidosauria, Squamata, Cordylidae. Bases 313 to 768 code for a protein of 151 amino acids. The record is from RefSeq and is a predicted model, not a curated record.